CGUGUCUGAGUAGGAGACAAGCCCUGAUGUUCGUUACCAAUGCUCUUGCCAGGAUAUUUGGCGGCAUUGCUGGCUUCUUUGCAGGAAUAGGAUCGAAUAUUUUCGUGUUUACCUGGGAUUUCGCCCUUUUCCUGCUGAACCUGGUGUCUUUCAAACGAAAGAUCGGUGAGGUGACGCUCAAGGGCGAUAUAGGGUACGGGGGUAAAUGGCCCAUGUAUAUCCCACCAACAGAGACGGACAGUCGUUCUGCGUGCCCCGCAUUGAACGCGAUGGCUAACCACGGAAUCUUGCCUCAUGAUGGGCGAAAUAUUUCGUACAAAGAAAUGAGCAUUGCUAUUCGGAAGAUGUACAACUUUGCGCCGUCUUUCUGUUACUUCGUCCCGAAGUACAUGGCAGAGCUUCUUACACGAGACCAUACGCGCGAUACGAUCAAUCUGUCUGAUAUUAGUGUCCACAAUGGCAUUGAACACGACGCGUCCUUAACUAGACAUGACGUAUACCAUCAACCAGAUCAGUCAAAACCAGCCCUCGACAUCAUUGACGACUUGCUGGCGUCUGCAACCGGACCGGACAAUACGCUCACCCCUCACGACCUUUCGGUUGUCUCUACCAGGCGGCGCCGACAAGCCCGAGCGACGAACAGCACAUUUACGCUCUCAACCUUUCACAAACUCUUUGGGAGCUCAAAUUCGUCGACUUUGCUAACUAUUUUCGGUGGUCGUGUAUCUGACCUGGAGAUCGUUCUGAAAGAAGAGCGCAUUCCUGAUGGCUGGGAGUCGCGGGUGCGUGACCCAUGGGGUUUGACCUUCGCCACGUUCAACAACACCGUCUUUCGCGUUGAGUUGGGAAUUGAAGGGUUCAAAGGGCCAUCCGUCAUUGUACGUGAAUCGAACAAGAGGAGUUCGGAGGUUAAGUCGGAGAUGAAUGAGAAAUAGAGACCGGGGAACGUAACACUUCCGUUCUAUAGCUGGGUUCUGGUCUUGCUUGCAUCGCACUAUGUCACUUUGGACGUGUUGCUGCUUUACCUUUUAUGUUGGAAAUUGACUUGUUAUAUCUGUCGCUUGCCUUAUUUCCUAUAGCUGCCUUCUAUCGCUCCAUUGAAUAUUAGCAGUCCAAUUGGCUAAUCUUGU
Messenger RNA from Fomitiporia mediterranea MF3/22, 1130 nucleotides. RefSeq names its product chloroperoxidase-like protein (gene FmHTP2). Lineage: Eukaryota; Fungi; Basidiomycota; Agaricomycetes; Hymenochaetales; Hymenochaetaceae. Gene Ontology annotation, molecular function: peroxidase activity. The transcript is spliced from 4 exons. The record is from RefSeq and is a predicted model, not a curated record. The coding region runs from base 27 to 935 and encodes 302 amino acids.